Anthostomella pinea is the source of this 1959-nucleotide messenger RNA. Lineage: Eukaryota; Fungi; Ascomycota; Sordariomycetes; Xylariales; Xylariaceae. The record is from the annotation of a GenBank genome assembly.
AUGUCGGGAAGCUCUGCUCCCGCCUGGCGCCGGGGCCAGGCGAGCGGUAGCGGUGAGUUGGGUGACGCACGGCAGCCAGCCGAUCACGGUCGCACCCAUUCGCCCUCCAAUGGCGGCAACGGCUUCUUCAACAAUCGGGGCGGUCGCGGCCGUGGCCGAGGAGGAAGAAGAGGACGCGAUGGCCGAGGAGGCGGCGACCACUUCUUCCAAAAGAACCAGAACCAGCCCCCAGUCGACGAGGCAAGCCUGUACAACCAGCGCGACAUCAACAACCACUUCUUCAGCGACCCUGAGGGAGAACCCAUCUUUGGCCCCAACUCAUCUACUUUCCAUGACUCCAAGGACCACCCGGAUGAGCUUUCCUACCUGCUGCUCUUCUUCGGGGCCAAUCCGCGUUGGACUAAUGACCACAUCGUUUUCGCCAAGUCAAGACUCAACCUGCUGCCGGAGUUCAGAGACAAGAAGGCUGAGCAUGGCGAGUGGGAGGUGCCCAAGCUACAUGAGCAAGCCGACGCGCCCAACGCGACGGAAGACGAUGGUGCCUCUCAGGCUGCUAAGGGCACUACCGAGGGUACCCAGGAUGACAACGCUUCCUCGGUCACUGAUGAGGCAAAGCCCGAUGCUGCGCAGACGUCCACCCUGGACGGCACUCCUUCAGUGCAGGCUCCUACUGCCGACAACGACAAGAAGCCUGAAGUAGACACAGCUCGGUCUGGCGCAGUCGGAGGAGAUGAAGCUCCCGCCGUCGAGACUUCUGCUACCGAGACUGCCUCUGGUGAAGCCGCUUCAGCCUCCGCACCUAUUCCAAGCAGCCGAAUGAAGUACACCGAUGUCCGAAAGGAACUGGCUGCAAACGAGCCUGCUGCCGAGGCCACCCCGUCAGUCCAAGCUGCGCCUCAGGCUACUUCUACGUCUAGCAGCCGCAUGAAGUUCACUGAUGUCCGCAAGGAGCUGGCUGCGGAGACUCCCACCGAGGAUCCCGUUGCAGAUGCUACUGUCCCGACCCAAGCUACAUCUACGUCCGGCAGCCGAAUGAAAUUCACCGACGUCCGAAAGGAGUUGGCUGCGGAGGCUUCUGAUGCCGAGGCUCCUGCUGCAGAGGCUGCGCCCGCAGAUGUAGUCGCGCCCACACCCGCGCCCGCGCCCGCAUUUGUGCCCAGCAACCGAAUGAAGUACACCGACGUCCGCUUGAUCCCUCCCGAAGUACUGGCUGCCGAGGCCGCUGAAGCUGCCAAAGCUCGAGAAGAGCAGUACGGUGACGGUGACGUGCAGAUCACCCCGGCGGAGGAGUACUACCCCAAAGCCGAGCCGUUCGUGCCCUCGUUCCCAGCUAUCCCGCCCAUCGACUACAUCCCAGCCGCGCACAACCCCAUCGCCGUCUUCGAGGAACGAAAGCUGCCCUACUCGCCCUACCCGCGCGGCGGCCCAGGCGGUUUCCGGUUCGCCUUCACCGGCUGGUUCAAGGUCUCCCGCGUCAACGUCCUGGCCCCGCAGUCGGCCGAGCUCGUCCGCAUGCAGCAGCAGAAGUGGGAGCGGCGCGACCGCUUCGGCAACGUCUUGCCCACGAAAACGCGCGAUCAAGCCGCCUGGAAGGCCGCUCUGGGUGUCGAGUGGGCGGUUGUCAAGUUCGAGAAGCUGGGCGAGGGAGAGGGGGGAGAGGCGCCGCCGCCCCCUGCUAUCGAGAAGCUUCCCCAGCCUGGCCGAGACGAGGCUGAUACCAAGGGUGCCGGUGACAAGAUGGCGGAGAUGAGCCUGCAGGACAAGGGCACGGAAUCUGGUGAUGUCGCUGGUGAUGGAUCGGCAGAUGGAGGCGCAGAGGGCGGAAAGGAGGCGCUCAAGGAAAAGGCUGACCUUUCUGAAACCCCGGCCCAGAAGCAGGAGGCUUCGAAGGAGGUCGACAAUGACGCGGCUCCGACUCAGUCCGAAGGUCAGGGACAGGAGAACACCGCUCCUGCCUGA